CUACAGACAGCAAGCCGAGCAAUUAAUAACAAGGUGCAAACGGCGAUGACGGACGGAGAAAAAUCUAGAGCAAGAGGGAAGAGAGAGAGAGAGAGAAUGUGUUCUUUGAUUGUUGUAAGCAGCCACGCCCGUGGGUGGCCUUGGAAUCUCCUCCCUUAAGGUUAAAAGGCAGCGUGACAGAUGAGGGUGUGAUUGUAGAGUGAAAGACAGGUUAUUGCUCAGUAACAUUUUACAAGGAUUGUCCAGGAAAGUCAAAGUGCUCUGUGUGGAGAUUUCCUCGGGCUCAUUGAACCGAACAUAUAAUCAAGUCAAGGAAAAUACAACAAAAGAGAGAAAAUCUGCGUGUUUACCGCAGGUGAAGUUGCAAAAUGAGCAAAUACACCAACCCUCUCCUGAAAGACAGAAGCUGGAUCCGAAAACCGGAUUACGAGGAUGAACCUGUGGACGAUGACCCCAACUAUGGGAAAACUAUUCUAAGCCAGCGCCCUUCUGGUGGAAGUCUUUCAGGACCACAGACUGAGGAACCAACAACCCCCGUUAAAAGUGCACCUAAGACAUCAUAUGUGGAGGCUCUUACCAAGAGAUUCGGUGGAAGUCAGGAUGAUCUGAGCAACAGCAGCACCACCCCGACCACUAAGGUCACCAAGGAUGGGAAGACCACUGAGACCACCACCCAGAAUCUCAAGUCUCCUGUGUUGAAAAGUCCCAAGACGGGGACGUUCACCGAGCGAGUCCUAAAGGCCUCAAACAAAGGGCAACAAUUCUCCCCAUUCUCGCCUCCCAAAACAACCAAAGUCCCGGAGACGACUGUUACCACCAAUAAAGAUGCGGAAGACAAACUUUACGACGAACUCCCCAAGUCUAUCAAGGAUGAUUUCUCACCCCCAGACAGCAAAACAACUGUCACCACGACUGAGACGGUGGUGAAAAGCAGCGGCGACACUGAUACGGAGGACAAACUGUUCGACACACUCAUCCCUUCAUCCACCAGGAGUGAUUACUCAGACAGCAAAUCAAACAUCUCCAGCACUGAGACUGUGACAGUGAGAAGCAGCACUAAUGGAGAAGUUAAAUCGACAACCACAACAAAGAGCACCUCCUUGGCUGAAGAUGACCUGUAUAGCACCCUCCUGCCUAAAGCCAUAACAUCUGGCCUGAGUUCUCCUAUCAGGUGAGACAUCUCUGCAACUAGAAGUAAACAAAUCACACAACUAUUCAAUUCCACCUGUCG
Messenger RNA from Labrus mixtus (cuckoo wrasse), 1231 nucleotides. RefSeq names its product sciellin (gene scel). The record is from RefSeq and is a predicted model, not a curated record. The transcript is spliced from 16 exons. The coding region runs from base 369 to 1175 and encodes 268 amino acids. NCBI's taxonomy places the organism in Eukaryota, Metazoa, Chordata, Actinopteri, Labriformes, Labridae.